GUCGAAAAUAUGGAAUCUGCUAUCGUCCAGGCUGAGCCAGAUUCAGGAUCUGGUAAUUCUUCUAAAAUCCCAAGCUUAUUUGACUCAGAGACUGUUAUUAACUUAACACCAGAACAAAUCUCUGCCGCUGAGGAAAACGUUCGGCAUAAUUUCACGUCAAGGCUAGAUAUAAAUACUAUUGAAAGGCCUGGGAUUUGCAAUAUUUUCCCUCGGGAAGAAUUUAAAUUUGAACCUUCACAAGAAUACAUAGAUCACGAAGAGCACCAAGCUUUUCUGUAUAAAGUAGCCCAUGAGGUCUAUGAGCUCAAGAGAGAGCUGAUUUCAGAGGUUGAUUUACCUCUUGAUUAUGAGGACAAAUACAUUAAAUUCCAAUAUUUAGAGGAAUCACAGUUACAUAAGCCAAGUUCGAUCAAUGAAGAAGACUUCAUUAAAAAGGGACAUCAUUUAAAAUAGAGACUUUGACCAAAUUAGUGAUGACGGAAAGGGCCUUACCUAUAAAAUGUGGAAGACUAAUGCAAGGCUAGUUCGGUCCAUCCUAGACCUCCAUGGCUUCCAACAAAUUGGAGGAUUUGACUGAUCGAUUCUGUGGACCAAUACUGUGGGUAAAAAGCACAUGUUUUACGGGUUUAAUGACUAUCAAUGGAUAAAUCACUUUCCUAGCUCCUUUGAAAUCACCAGGAAAAUGGACUUGUACAAAAAUUUUGAUUUAAUGAGACAGAAGCAUAAAAGUAAAGAGUAUAAUUAUUGCCCGAUGACCUUCCUUGUUCCUUCACAGAAAGAAGAGUUCGCAGCCUAUUUGGAGACUCUAAAGGAAAGUAAAGAUUACAAUCCUGAUAAAUUAUGGAUUGUCAAGCCAAACAAGUUAUCUCGUGGUAGAGGAAUUUACCUCUUAAAAGAAAUUGAAACCUUAGAUGAUGAAGAAGGAAUUGUUAGUGAAUAUGUAGAUAACCCUCUCACUGUUAAUGGGCAUAAAUUCGAUCUCAGAAUUUAUGUCGUUGUCACAAGUUUUUACCCUCUCAGGAUUUAUGUAUACAGAGAAGGACUGGCAAGAUUUGCUACUGAAAAAUAUUCUAAAAUGGCAGCAGAGAAAAAUCUAUUUGUGCAUCUGACAAAUUACUCUAUCAACAAGAAAAACAGAGCUUUCGGCCGGAAUAUGAGGCUUAAUGAUGAUACUCUUCCCUUCAAAUGGUCUCUGACAGCCUUCUUUGAAAGACUAAAGUCGUGAGGGGUAAAUGUAGACCUACUCUGGGAGCAGAUCUAUGAUCUCAUAAUCAAAAGUAUACUCUCUAGCGAGAGGUACAUCAGCUUUUUCACUAAAGAGCACUUCAAGAAUACCAACAAAUCCUUCGAGAUUUUCGGCUACGAUGUAAUGGUUGAUCAGAAUCUAAGGCCCUGGCUGAUGGAGAUCAAUCUCUCUCCAGCUCUUUCACUCGAAUCAAGUAUGGACAUAAAAUUGAAGACCAAACUUGUGACUGAAAUGUUCAACAUGUAUGGUUUCAGGAAGCUCUCCACUGCAACACUGAAGGAGGGAACUCCUUGGGAUGAGCAGAAGUUAACCAGCAGCAUCAUAAAGUCCCAUCCUCCAAAACACAAAUGUAAGAAUUACAAGUACAUUGACCCUCCUCUCACAGAUGACCAGAUUGAUGACCUGCUCGAACACAUCGAAGAGGGAGACUACUCUGACAAAACCAAGGCCAAGAUGAUGGAAUUAGUCUCCUCCAGACACUUUGAGAACAUCAUUGAAGCUGCAGCUGAAUACACUCGCAAGAAGGACUACAUCAGGAUUUUCCCAGCAAAAGGGUCCAAUGAUUACUUCAAGUUCUUUAAAUAUGACCUUGAGGUCAACCGCAAGCUGUAUGAGUACUUGUAUGAAUAAAAAUAGGAGUUCAACAUG
This is a messenger RNA of Moneuplotes crassus, 1894 nucleotides long. The record is from the annotation of a GenBank genome assembly. NCBI's taxonomy places the organism in Eukaryota, Ciliophora, Spirotrichea, Euplotida, Euplotidae.